AGAGUGAUAUUCAAUAAAUCACAUUAUAAAAACACCAACCUUAUAAAUCCUGUGCCUUUCUCUACAUACUGCAACUUCACGCUCAAGUUUCUGACUCCAAAGUCCAAACCCAAUAUCUAUAUAUGUUUAUGUGCUGUGUUACUUUUUGAGGAAGAAUAACAAUGGCGUACAGAGCCAAUAGGACUCCCUCUAUCAGCUCUGAAUCAUCAUCAACCCCCACCACACCCGUGGGAUCACUCCCGGAAAGAAUUUUGCAUAAAAUGUUUGGUUUUGGAAAUCUUUACAGACGAAACAAGUCUCCCACUAGAAGAAGAAUUUUCCGCCGAGAUGUUGAAGAAGAAGAAGAAGAAGAGUUUCAAUAUGCAAGUACCCUUUGCUUGUCUUCAUAUUAUAGCGUGUUUGUGGUUCGUCUUGCCAUCAUGGUCAUGCUGGCAAUUUUGAUUGGAUUGUUAACCUUACUAACAUGGCAUUUUACCAGAGUUUACACAAAAAGAUCACUCAACACGCUAGCAUUCGGUCUUCGCCAUGAACUGCUGCAAAGGCCUAUACUAAGAAUGUGGAACAUCCUUAAUUCUACUGUCGAAAUAGCAACCGCUCAGGUUAAACUGUCAGAGUUUGUAAUGAGGCGUUAUAGCAAGGCUAUAAAUCAAGAACAGCAAGUUGAGCAGUUGUAUGAAGCCAUGAAGGAUGUGACGUGGGCGCUGUUUGCCAGCAGGAAAGCUCUCAAUUCGUUAACCAUCAACUACAGGAAUGGCUUUGUCCAGGCUUUCCAUAGAGAUCACAGGAGUAACAACACGUUCUACAUAUACUCUGAUCUUUCCAAUUAUUCGAUAAGUGGAACAUAUGAUGUUAGUAUGUUGUCGUCUCGUGAAGGAUGGAACGAUCAAUCUAUACAUGGCAACACAUCUGCUAUCUGGUACAGGGAGCCCCUGGAUCCUCUGUCUGGUGUCAGGAUUGGGAAACAAAGCCAAAUCCAACCAGAUGAGUUGAUCAAUAUUGCGGGCAUUUCUCAAGUGCCUGAUGGUGCAGCCUCGUGGCACGUGGCUGUCAGCAAGUACUCCGAUUCGCCACUGCUUUCUGCAGCACUUCCAGUUUGGGAUCCAUCUAAUAAAAGUAUAGUUGCUGUUGUGGGAGUUACCACAGCUCUUUAUAGUGUUGGCCAAUUGAUGAAAGAAAUCGUCGAGUUCCAUAGUGGGCAUAUAUAUUUAACCUCGCAAGAGGGCUGGUUACUUGCUACUUCCACGAAUACUCCUCUCUUGGUGAACUCCACAACAAGGCCAAAGUUGAUCAUGGCUAUUGAGUCCGAGGACCCUGUGAUACAAGCUGGAGCCCAAUGCUUGCAGGAAGAGUACGGGAACAAGAUUCCUCCCGGUCAAGAAGUCCAUAUAGAAAACGCAAAGCUUGGCAAUCAGCUCUACUAUAUUGAUUCAUUUUUCCUGAACUUAAGGAGACUUCCUAUGGUGGGAGUUAUAAUCAUUCCAAGGAAAUAUAUAAUGGGGAAGGUUGAUGAGAGGGCAUUCAAAACAUUGGUGAUAUUGAUAUCUGCAUCUGUGUGCAUCCUGAUCAUUGGAUGUGUCUGCAUAUUCAUAUUGACAAAUGGCGUUUCAAAGGAAAUGAAACUAAGGGCAGAAUUGAUAAGUCAAUUAGACGCAAGAAGGAAAGCAGAGGCAUCAAGCAACUACAAAAGUCAGUUUUUAGCAAACAUGAGUCAUGAAUUACGAACACCAAUGGCUGCAGUGAUUGGCUUGCUGGACAUUCUUAUAUGUGACGAUUGUCUCACAAAUGAGCAAUUUGCAACAAUCACUCAGAUACGCAAAUGUUCAACUGCUUUACUCAGGCUUCUAAACAACAUUUUGGAUCUCAGUAAGGUAGAAUCUGGAAAGUUAGUUCUAGAAGAGACAGAAUUCGACUUGAGUCGAGAACUGGAAGGUCUUGUUGACAUGUUCUCUGUCCAAUGCAUUAACCACAAUGUGGAAACUGUUUUAGAUCUCUCUGAUGACAUGCCAAAACUAGUUAAAGGCGACUCGGGAAGAGUUGUUCAAAUAUUUGCGAAUCUAUUAAGCAAUUCUCUGAAGUUCACGAGUUCUGGCUAUAUCAUUCUCCGGGGAUGGUGUGAGAGCCCAAACACUCUCGCAAACAGCAGGAAGUUUUCUGUCAACCAGAAGGACUCUUGGUCUGCGCCUAAAGUGAAGUUGAAGCCACACGGAAACCAUGCCAGAAGACCUUCCAAGAAAGAUAACAACAAAACUGUCCUUUGGUUUGAAGUUGAUGACACCGGUUGUGGAAUCGAUCCAAGCAAAUGGGAAUCUGUGUUUGAAAGCUUUGAGCAAGCUGAUCCCUCCACUACAAGAUUGCAUGGCGGCACUGGUCUUGGCCUAUGCAUAGUACGUACCCUGGUGAACAAAAUGGGCGGUGAGAUCAGGGUUGUGAAGAAAAAUGGAUCGGGCACUCUGAUGCAACUUUGCCUCCUACUCAACACUCCUAUAGAUGUCACAGGACAGCACGGACAUCUGAAUUUUAGAGAGCAGACAAUGACUGUUCUGCUUGCACUCAAUGGCAGAAUGGGAAGGCUAAUUAUGUCCCAGUGGUUAGAGAAAAAUGGAGUUGAUACUUGUGAAGCGUCGGAGUGGAAUGAACUGACACAAAUGCUUCAGAGGCUUUCUAAAACCAAAACCAACUCGCAAGGUGCAGGCAAUGCUAACACCUCGCUUUUUGUCAUAGUUAUUGACAUUGGCCUGCUUGACUUAAGCACAAACAUAUGGGAAGAACAGCUAAAUUUUCUUGAUAAAUACUGUGGGAAAGCAAAGUUUGCGUGGAUUCUUUACCACGACACUGCGAAUACCAUCAAAUCUGAGCUGCGGAGAAGAGGGCAUCUGUUGAUGGUAAAUAGACCGCUUUACAAGGGGAAAAUGAUUCAGAUUCUGGAAGCUAUAGUAAAAGAGAACAGCCUUGAGCUGCAAUCUGCAGUAAACACAACAGAAGAAAAUUUGCAUGAAUGCCAUGAAAUUGAUGCCAACCACUCUUGUAUUGCCAGCCCAGAUGAUUCUGACAAUUCAGAAAAUGGGAAGGAUAAAGCUGUGAACACAUUCCGUGUUGAAGAAAGGGGGAAUGAACAUUUCGCCAAAGCCUCUUCCACGUCACAAUAUGGAACACUCAACAACUACUUUGUUGACUUCACUCAAACAAAUUUGGAAGACAAUGCAUCACCUGAGGAUCAACCAAUGCAGGCAAAGAAUAGUUCGUUAGAAUGCUUGGGUAGCCCUCAUCCCAGAGAAAGUACUGUCAGCUCUAGAAAUGAAACAACCCAACAAAAAUCUCUGGCGGGGCUGACAAUACUACUUGCUGAAGAUACACCCGUGCUUCAGAGAGUUGCAACGAUAAUGCUGGAAAAACUGGGAGCAAAGGUUGUAGUUGUAGGUGACGGGCAGCAGGCUGUGGAUGCUCUCAAGUUCAUGCUUAACUCAAAAGACUGCAGAAACGAGUGGUCAAGAGAAGAAGGCAGCUCAACAACUACCCAAACCGAAGGAUCUUGUUCCCUGGCUUUCGACUUGAUCUUGAUGGAUUGCCAAAUGCCAAAGAUGGAUGGCUAUGAAGCAACGAAAGCGAUCAGAAGAUCUGAAGUAGCAACUGGUUCACACAUACCAAUUGUGGCAUUGACAGCUCAUGCAAUGUCUUCAGAUCAAGCAAAAUGCCUGGAGGUGGGAAUGGAUGCUUAUUUAACAAAGCCCAUCGACAGCAAGCUGAUGAUCUCCACAAUCCUCUCAUUAACGAAGAGCCUACAAGCUUGACUCGUCUGUCUAGUGACCAAGAGAUGCUUGGUUUUUGUAAAGAAGAAGAAGAAGAAGAAGAAGAAGAACUACAGGUGCAAGAGAAAUUAAAGAGCUGUAUGGAAAGGAAAUAAAGGGGCAAGAAUUAGACUUAUGAAUCCUGAUCUGAGUAAAAUUUUGUGCUGUACAAAUGAGUGUAACGUUAAGGACACUAACCUUGUACAUUAUUAUCUACAAAACUCAUUUCAUGAAGCCAGAUUUGAUAGUA
Ipomoea nil (Japanese morning glory) is the source of this 4035-nucleotide messenger RNA. RefSeq names its product histidine kinase 1-like. Lineage: Eukaryota; Viridiplantae; Streptophyta; Magnoliopsida; Solanales; Convolvulaceae. The transcript is spliced from 13 exons. Gene Ontology annotation, biological process: phosphorelay signal transduction system; phosphorylation. Bases 162 to 3788 code for a protein of 1208 amino acids. The record is from RefSeq and is a predicted model, not a curated record. Gene Ontology annotation, molecular function: phosphorelay sensor kinase activity.